CGCCGUCAACGAACACUGUACAAUGACUGCGGACCUUGGCUGUAGUUAUCGAUCUCUACUGACCUUCGACUUCUAGAGUUGGAAGGUCAACUGCCAAGCUCACAUUUCCAAGGGAUAUGAAAGAUGCGUUUUGUGAUAUCGUUCAGGAGACCAUAUCCUAUAUCGAAAAAUUCGACAGCCAAUUUGGCUCAUCUUCAUCAUGGACACAGGUCUAUGCCACGGAAGCUGAGUAUUACCUCAUUCAAGAGGUUCUCUUCGACAUGGCCUAUGAUGCUGAGUUGGGUAUUCUACCCCAAGUUGAAUCUGAUCUAUACGAUAUAUUUUCUCUUGCGUGGGCACGAGUCCACUUGUUGCCUACCACGCCAUCUGGGGCUUCGCGUGGGCGUAAAGUCGCUCCUCUGAGAAAAGAGAUGCAAGAUUUAUUUUUCAGUCGUGUAGCCGAUAAGCUUAAACAGAGACUAUGUUUGUUACCAUGUCACAUCGACCUGCAGUUCGUGGAUAACCCAAGGAGACUACUUGUAUGCAAGCUGAGCACAGCGUUGCGUCUACGUGAUAUGCAAUCAAAAUUUAUCGAGACAAUUUCCCUCAUUUGUUCAGUUGCAUCUAAACUCUUUAGUGAUGUCAGGAACAGAGUACAGUCGAAGGCUAACCUCCACGUGGCAAGUGUUCUUGUAGAAGAAGCAAAAUGUCUGUUGGCUCAAGCAACUAAUUUGAGAUAUCGUAUUACUCUUAAUGCCCGCAAACCUUGUACUCACCUCAAUCAACUGGUACAAUCCAGAAUUACGUUGUGCUCUGAACUACGACAACUUCGUACCGAAGUUGACGGGCUGGAGCGUACUCUUGACGCCUACCGCAGUCAAGAUUCCCAAUACCAUGAUAUGGUUAGUCGCUACAGAGAAUGCCAACGGCAGAUUGAAGUGCGGAAAGGCGUACUGGAACAAAAAGACGCGUCUUCCCACUCGUCGUUCCAUCCCACUCGUCCACGAAACCGCCGGUCUCUUAGUCUUAAUUCGCUUCCCAACGCGAUGAAUCGCUUUUAGUCGUUCUGAUUUCAGUUCCAUUUAAAUAAAUUAUGUACAUCUACUCGAGCUUCGUCGUUGCCCCGCAUGAUUCUAACCAAAGAAUUCUUUGUGUCCAUAGCUCAUUGUAUUAUACUUUACGAUUUACUUGCUGUUUUGUUUGCACGUCUACUGAAUACUUUUCUACCCGGAACAUUUAUGUUUUGUUAUUCGUUUUCUACGCCGAAUAAACCAUCUUCAGCGUUCCA
This is a messenger RNA of Dicrocoelium dendriticum, 1267 nucleotides long. Lineage: Eukaryota; Metazoa; Platyhelminthes; Trematoda; Plagiorchiida; Dicrocoeliidae. The record is from the annotation of a GenBank genome assembly.